Molecule: messenger RNA, 3175 nt
Organism: Prorocentrum cordatum
Lineage: Eukaryota; Dinophyceae; Prorocentrales; Prorocentraceae
Source: the annotation of a GenBank genome assembly
CGCGCCGUGUCCCGUGUCGCUGAGGCUCUCGCUGCCGGUUCCGACGAGGCCGAUGGCUCGGAGCGCUCCAACCCUGAGGAGAACGACGACGAGCUUUUCCAGGAUGUUCGGCAGCGCGGGCGUGCAGCCGUCAAGGUCCUGAAGGUCGAUGCGAAGCCGAAGGCGAAGCCGUCGGGCAAGUUUCGCGUCUGCGGCCGAUCAGGCUGCUCCAAGAAGGAGGCGGCCGACAUGCGGUUCCCAGAUGCGUCGAUCGCUGCGCGCGGGAGGUGCUACUACCCGUGGGAGUGGGCCUGGAAGGAGAAGCAUCCCAGCUGGCCGAAGUUUUGCCAGCAGCUCAACCAGGAGAAGACCUUGAACGACCAGUUCGAGGUGUCCGCGGAGUGCGCGGAGGACGCGCGCAACAGGGCCUUCGACGAGGAGAGCGUCGACAUCGUCUCGCGAUGCUGCUUCGGGAUGGCGCACCACUUCAGGGUUUGGAAGCAGCAGCCCUUUCGCGAGGCCACCUCCGUGCCCGCUGACGUCGAGCCCAAAGAUCUGAAUCUCAAAGCUUCAUCGAUCAAGUUCCCUUCGGGCGCUAGCGUGGAUGGGCAUGUGACGGUGAACCCUGACAAGCCCUUCGUCGACGUGGACAGGAUUGAGGAGUACUUCGUCGAGAGGCGUUCCCAGUCGCUCACCGAGGCGCGCCAUGUCCUCAGGGAUCAGGGGAAAAAGAUGUUCAAAGCCGAGAUCUCGACGCUCAAGGCCAAGAUGCCCACCGCCAUUCGCGGCAGGACCACCCCUCCGACGCUGGGGUCCAUCGCGUUUGAGGCCAAGGUGAAGAGCGACGGCAAGGGGGGCAUCCAGCCUCAGCAGCAUCCAGGCGGCUGCCCUUUCGUUAACCAGGGCAGCCGUGGGCAUGCUGCAGGCAGUGUGGCGGACAGUCUCCCAGCAUCCGCGCCCGAGGACUCUGGCGGCGGCGUCGCGGCCGCGGGUCUGCAUGAUCUUACCAGAGACGCCGCGGGCCGCGGCGAGGGCGCUGGCGACAGCAAGAGCCAGACCCAGGACGAGAAGGACCUCCAGGGGCUGCAGGUGGAUUCAUCGAAGCCUCCGAGUGGCAAGGCCGCCAGCUCCGCUGGUGGCAUGGAGGCCUUAUCGAAGCCCAGAUCGCCAGCGGCUGUCGACGAGAUGGAGAGGAUCAGGCAGCUCGAGACCGAUUGCGACAUCGCGAAGAUCUUGGAGGGCUACAAGCUCGGCGAUGGGGAGUACGCCGUCACACGCUUCAGCCCGAAGCAGCCCAAUGCCAAGGAUAGGAAGGACGCGCUGAUCGAAGUCAUCGAGACGGCGAAGCAGAUUUCCACGCACAACAUGCACAACCUCAGGGGCAAGAGCGAUUUGGAGACGAAGUACAUCAACGAGCUGAAGAAAAUCAACGUGAAUUUCCAGAGCUGUCCGAAGUGGUGCCGCACUCUGGUUUCAGAGACCCUCCAUGCCAACUUAGACUUGGAUGCAGUGUGGGGCAUCAUCAACCCGUUCGCUGAGGCGGAAGAUGGCCUUGCUCAAUUCGACCCUGCUUGCCCGAAGCUCUCGGGAGUUGCCGAUGAACUGGAUGUGAUCAUCAAUAUCGCAAGGGACCACGCCUUGAACUACCUGCUCAUCCCGAUCAUCCAGAAUAAGACCGAUCAGCUGGAUACUGCCAAGGGGCUCCGAAGCACCUUGAGGGAGUUUGUUCGUGCUUCACCUGGGCUGCCACAGGAGAUCAAGAAGUUCUACAAGGGCAUGCAGGCCGUGGCCUCCAUCGGGGUCGACUUGGCUGACUUUCGGAAGAUGCUCCACGGCGACUAUGACAAGGAGUGGUCGUCGUUCGCUCGCGCUUUGGACUCGGACGAUUACUGGAGGCAGGAGAAGAUAGAGUGGCGACGCGCUUCUCAAGGUGACCUGCAGGAGAUGGAGAAUAUAACGAUGACCAGGCAGUCGCUCGAGGGCGAGGUCUCCGACGUCACGGUGUUCACCAAGACCCAGUUCAUGGGCCGUCACGCCAUGCUAACGGACGAGGAGAACGCGCCGAAGAUGGACCGGUUCAACUCCUUGCCCACAGGCCUGCUCGAGCUCGACAACUGCUUCUCGAAGGGCGAGGCCCGUGAAGGGGUCACCAGGACUUUCGGGCCUCGGCUGCGCCGCUUAGUGGAGAGGGUUCGGGAGCUGCAGUCUCAGGUGUCCAAGUCUGUCUCGUCGAGCGCGAUUUUGCAGGCCUUGCAGAAAGCGGCGGUUGUCGAGGACAUGAGCGCUCAGGCGAAGAUCGUCAAGACCGAGCUCGGGCAGUUGGGAAGCGUCAGGUUCUCCGACCCACCACACCUGAGCAUCAUAUUCAAUGCUGUGGACGCCAUGGCCGCUACCGCAUGCAAUAACAUCAAGAUGGAUGCGGCGACAGAUAUCGACGACUUUCUCGUUGACGAGGUGGCCGACAUGUUGGAGCUAACCACGAAGGUGUGCGACCUAGCGGAGUGCGACGACGAGGGGCAGCGCAUCAACGGCGUUGCUCGCCGCGUGAAGCUCAUGACGAUUGUCUUGAACACGACUCGCGCCCUCAAGGAGCUGGUGCAAUUCGGAAAUGCAGUUGAGCAGGUUUCAAACACGGAGGGCACCAAAGCAUACCAGUGCCUGAAGGGCACCGUCGGGGAUCUCAAAAAGAUGUGCAGCCUGAUGGAUGGCCAGCCUGGAGGGACCCACGGCAACUUCAUCAGCGUCGCUCAGAUCAAAGACAAGUUCGAGUACUUCUUGGCCACGGCGGCGGGCACGACACUGUCCUUCGAGAGUGCCGACAUCGACUCUACCCUCGCCGACGCCACCGAGUAUCAGAACAGGUUGAAAUCCAUCGUCAGUUUUGGCAACGUUGUGGGCCCCGCCAUCGCGGUCCUGGAGAAAGCCAUCACCAACGUCCGCGACACCUGCGAAUCCUACGAGCAGGACGGCAAGUGCGACGAGAUCGUGAGGGCAAUGGAGAAGACGAUCCACCUGGCAAGGCUCACGCAGAUGGAGGCCGCCGCCAUCCAGAAGAUUCGCGAUAACGAGAGCUCCAGUACUGAGGUGAGGGCCACGGCCAUCCAGAACGUGCUGGACGUUCUCCCAGAGAACGGCAUCGCCCAGAACGAGUUCCACCUGGCGGUGCAGAAGAAGCUGAACGAGGCCAUGCGGGCCU